AUGGGGCGGAAGCGCGCUGUGCUGGUGGGCAUCAACUACCCGGGGACGGAGGGGGAGCUCAAAGGCUGCCUCAACGACGUGGCCCGGAUGCGCCGGUGCCUCGUCGACCGCUUCGGCUUCGACGACGCCGACAUACGCGUCCUCGCCGACGCCGACCAGUCCACGCCGCCGCCCACGGGGGCCAACAUCCGGCUGGAGCUGGAGCGGCUCGUCGGUGACGCGCAGCCCGGAGACACCCUCUUCUUCCACUACAGCGGCCAUGGCCUGCAGCUGCCGCCCGAGACCGGCCAGGAAGACGACACUGGCUACGACGAGUGCAUCGUGCCCUGCGACACCAAUCUCAUCAAAGACCAAGAUUUCACUGAGCUGGUGCGAAAAGUCCCCGAUGGCUGCCUCUUCACCAUGGUGUCGGAUUCAUGCCACAGCGGCGGCCUCAUUGACAAGACCAAGGAGCAGAUCGGCAACAGCACCAAGCAGGGCAAGGUCCGGCAGCGGCAGCGAGAGAUGCGACCACCUUCCUCCGGCGCCAACAUGUGCGCCUCGCUCAUUGGAGCCGUCCGUGGCGCGCUCGAGUACAUCGGCAUCCGCCUCCCUCGCCGCGGCAACCAGAAGCAGAGCGCCGACGAGGCGAAGGCGCAGGCCGCCACCGUCGCGAGCCGGUCGCUGCCCCUGUCGACGUACAUCCGGAUGCUCAAGCAGCAGACGGGGAAGGAAGACGUCGGCGUGGGCUCGAUCCGUGCGACUCUGUUCCACCACUUCGGCGAAGACGCCACGCCCAAGAUCAAGAAGUUCGUCAAGGCCAUGCUGACGCGGAACGCUAAGCCGGACGGCGACGAAGGCGGGGAUCAGGCCGACGCUCUCGGGCUCGGGCCAGCCAUGCAGGAGGAGGUGCGAGGCGUUGAGGAGGUGUACGCCGGGGCCGCGGCGAGGGUGCCGCCACGCAACGGCGUCCUGAUCAGCGGUUGCCAGACGGACGAGAACUCGUCGGACCUGACCAUGGCGGAUGGCGCGUCCUACGGAGCACUCAGCAACGCCAUCCAGGCCGUCCUCGCGGAGGAGAAACGCGGGAAGGUGGUGACCAACAGGGAGCUCGUGCUGAGGGCGCGGGGUUUGCUGUCCAAGCAGGGGUACGUUCAGAAGCCUGGCCUAUACUGCAGCGAUGAACAUGCUGAUGCUGCCUUCAUAUGCUGACUAAGCAUGACGAUGUGUUGGCCUACACAUGCGAAAUUGUCCUGACCUCGUGGCAGGUGUGUUUUGUGCCAAUCGUCCAAAUCUUCGAUUUAUCGAAGUAAGAGCCACAAGAGAAAUGACUAGGAUGGCAGGAUUAAAUAUACAAACAGAGUUGACUGGUUUUCAAUUUGUCAUAAGUCGAUUUUUUAGGGUAGUGUUGGGCGUUUCUUGGGGAUAUUUCUCCGGGAUCUCCAAUUUCAGAGCGUGACACAUGUCCAUCUAA
Messenger RNA from Lolium rigidum, 1453 nucleotides. RefSeq names its product metacaspase-4-like. The transcript is spliced from 3 exons. The coding region runs from base 1 to 1191 and encodes 396 amino acids. The record is from RefSeq and is a predicted model, not a curated record. Gene Ontology annotation, biological process: proteolysis. NCBI's taxonomy places the organism in Eukaryota, Viridiplantae, Streptophyta, Magnoliopsida, Poales, Poaceae. Gene Ontology annotation, molecular function: cysteine-type endopeptidase activity.